AUGGCAGAUGAUUUAAGAAAUUAUAAACUGCAACUUCAACAGGUGGAAGCAGCGUUGCUCACAGAUGGUGAAAAUGAAGAGUUGCUGAAAUUAAAGGCUGACUUGGAAGAAGUAAUAGAGUUGACACAAGAUCUUAUCAAAACUCAAGACGCUGACUCCAAAGUGCCUAAUAUUCAUGGUUCUAGUAAUGAUCAUGAUGUUGCAGCAUCCGUGUUGGCGGCCGACGAUGAGGAAAGCUCACACAAAUACUUUUCAAAUUGGCAAGUUGGCGAGAGAUGUUUGGCGAAAUGGCGAUCAGAUGGACAAUUUUAUGAAGCUCUCAUUGAAGAUGUCACUGAAGGUACAUUAAAAGUUAAAUUUGAUGGGUAUGCAACAGCAGAAGUGGUAUCCAUUAAUGAUGUAAAAGUUAUACCAGGAAUAGGUAUAAAAAGACCUCACAGCGGUGACGAAAGCAAGCAUGGAAAGGGGUACAAUAGAGAAUAUCUCAAGAAGAAAAAACAGAAGAAACAACAAAGAUUUAAACAAAUAGAAGAAGAAAGAGAAACUGAAAAGAACAAGUGGUUAAACUUUCACACCAAAGCUGCAAAGAAACCUGGUGUGCGAACAAAGAGUAUAUUUGCUUCACCAGACAAUUUGACCGGCAGAGUAGGCAUCGGCACCUGUGGCAUAUCAGGGAAACCUAUGACUGAGUAUACUCCUGGAGAAAAGUGGAAGAAAGGUGGAUAA
Molecule: messenger RNA, 726 nt
Organism: Spodoptera littoralis (African cotton leafworm)
Lineage: Eukaryota; Metazoa; Arthropoda; Insecta; Lepidoptera; Noctuidae
Source: the annotation of a GenBank genome assembly